CAGUUACGUUGACAGUAGCAAACAUGAACAAAGCACUAGCAAUCGGUUGGACAUUGGCUUUGGUGUGGCUUUCCCUGGCGGCCAUGGUAGAUGGAGUUCUCUACGAGAUAGAGCUGAACAACUUUGAGGCAGUUCCGCAGGAGAUAGAUGACUUUCUGGAGUACGGAACGAUUCGGCUGACUCGCAAGGGAAGGAAUCAGCUUGGAGUUUCCGGUUCCUUUAGCGUGUUAACAAAUGCAGGAAAGGAAACACUGGUUCGCUGGAUAGUAUAUAAGUAUGAUUUUAUGGGAAACAGGCGAAUGUUCGUGAAUGGAGAAGGUACGCUGUGUGAAAUCAUUGCCAAGGACGAGCUCAUCUAUCCGAAUCUGCUGGAAACGUCCAACAUGCCGCCGCAAGACGCGUGUCCCUUCCCGAAAGGCAACUACACGAUCAAUAACUUCGUAAUGGAGGAGCAAAGAUUACCACCAGCCGUACCGGCCAGUGAUUGGUUGAUAGAAACAAUCAUUACCCGUGGUGGUAAAAUCGGUGGUGGCUUCAGAGUUAGUUUUACUACCAAAUAAAGCAGGACGCUGGAGGAUUAAGUCGAC
Molecule: messenger RNA, 587 nt
Organism: Anopheles gambiae (African malaria mosquito)
Lineage: Eukaryota; Metazoa; Arthropoda; Insecta; Diptera; Culicidae
Gene: CheA7a
Exons: 3
Coding region: 24-560 (178 amino acids)
Source: RefSeq, a predicted model, not a curated record